Molecule: messenger RNA, 3515 nt
Organism: Puntigrus tetrazona (Sumatra barb)
Lineage: Eukaryota; Metazoa; Chordata; Actinopteri; Cypriniformes; Cyprinidae
Product: cGMP-dependent protein kinase 1-like
Exons: 21
Coding region: 290-2338 (682 amino acids)
Biological process (GO): protein phosphorylation
Molecular function (GO): ATP binding; cGMP-dependent protein kinase activity
Source: RefSeq, a predicted model, not a curated record
UGUGUGUAACUGUGCCUAUUAAUCACUGGUCAGUUCAAACAAAUACGGGGGAAACCCACCUGCUGCAUCUUCUUCACAUAUACAUAACAAAAUGUUAAGCAGCGUGACUCGUUCUGAGGUUCCAUGCUGCUUCUGGACGCUCGUGUAGUGGCCAGAAACGCGGUCUAGUUAGUGUGCAGGCAGCGCUAGGUGUUGAAACACAGCCGAGCGUCUCUCUCUGCUCGUCUCCGCUGGAUCUCUUCAGUGCUCUGUGCUUCUUUGUUGCAGAUGCGCAAUCCUCCAGCGGCUCAUGGGAACCCUCCGCGACCUCCAGUUUGCCCUGCAGACGAAGAUUGAGGAGCUACGGCAACGUGACGCCCUCAUCGAUGAGCUGGAGCUGGAGCUGGACGCUAAAGAUGACCUCAUCAGACAGCUGCAGGGCGAGCUGGACCGUCUCCGCACCUCCUCGGCCUCACACCACCCCUCCGGGACCACAGAAGUCACAGAUGAGCCCCUGCGCACUAAACGCCAGGCCAUAUCAGCCGAACCCACGGGGCUGGAUCCCAAUCAGCUCACCCACGUCACCCUCACCAACUACAGCAAGAGCGAGGAGUCUCGAGAGUUGAUCCAGAAGGCUCUUUUGGAGAACGAUUUCAUGAAGCACCUGGAGGCCAGUCAGAUCCUCACCAUCAUGGACUGCAUGUAUCCCACCACACUUGGACAGGGCUGCUGCGUCAUCCAGGAGGGAGACGACGGCUCUACCGUAUACGUUCUGGAAGAGGGGCUGGUGGAGGUUACCAAAGGAGGGCAGAAGCUGUGCACCAUUGAGCCGGGGAAAGUGUUCGGGGAGCUGGCGAUACUUUAUAACUGCACACGCACAGCCACCGUCACGGCUCUGACUGAUAUCAAACUAUGGGCUAUAGAUCGACAGGGAUUUCAAACCAUCAUGAUGAGAACUGGCCUCCUCAAGCAUUCAAACUACAUGGAGUUCUUGAGAAGCGUGCCUUCCUUCAAGACUCUCACUGAAGAUGUGCUGAGUAAAGUAGCAGACGUUCUGGAAGAGACUCACUACAGUGAUGGCGACUACAUCAUUCGUCAGGGCGCCACUGGAGACACGUUCUUCAUCAUCAGUGAGGGUCAGGUGAGGGUCACCCAGCAGAAAUCAGCCAAUGAGGAGCCAGUGUUCCUGUCCACACUGUCUCAAGGGGACUGGUUUGGAGAGCAGGCUCUUAAAGGGGAAGAUGUACGUACAGCAAAUGUAACGGCUGUUGGAGAUGUGAAAUGUCUGGUUGUGGACAGAGAGUCUUUCAAGCAGCUGAUUGGAGGACUGGACAAUAUGAGCAACAAGAUGUACGAGAGCGAAGAGGUGAAGGCCAGGUUGGAGGCAGAAGCUGCGUUCUUCUCUAGCAUGUCUCUCAGUGACUUCCAUGUGAUCUGCACGCUGGGGGUGGGCGGCUUCAGUCGGGUGGAGCUGGUGCAGCUGAAGAAUGAUCACAGUCGAUCCUUCGCCAUGAAGGUCCUGAAAAAACGUCACAUCCUGGACACGAGUCAACAGGGCCACAUCCUGUCUGAGAGACGCAUCAUGAUGGAAGCCCACAGUCCUUUCACUGUCAGGCUUUACCGGACGUUCAGAGAUGUGAAGUACCUGUACAUGCUGCUGGAGGUGUGUUUGGGUGGAGAGCUGUGGACUCUGCUCAGGGACAGAGGCUCGUUUGAUGACGGCACCACGCGUUUCUACGCUGGAUGUGUGGUGGAAGCUCUCGCUUUUCUACACUGCCAUGGAAUCAUCUACAGAGACCUGAAGCCUGAGAACAUCAUACUGGACCACCGGGGAUAUGCCAAGCUGGUGGACUUUGGUUUCGCUAAAAAAGUUGGUUUGGGGAAGAAGACAUGGACGUUUUGUGGAACCCCGGAGUACGUGGCCCCUGAGAUCAUCCUAAACAAGGGUCACGAUGUCUCUGCUGACUACUGGUCUCUAGGAAUCCUCAUCUUUGAGCUGCUGAGCGGAAGCCCACCUUUCUCAGGGUCGGACCACAUGAAGACGUACAACAUUAUUCUUCGAGGAAUCGAUAUGGUGGAGUUUCCCAAGAAAAUCCCCAAGAGCGCUGCAAACUUGAUCAAAAGACUGUGCAGGGACAAUCCAUCCGAGAGACUCGGCAACCAGAAGAACGGUGUGAAGGACAUCCAGAAACACAAAUGGUUUGAGGGGUUUAACUGGGACGGUGUUCGUGAAGGAAACCUGACUCCUCCGUUUAUACCAAAUGUGGAAGGGCCUUUGGACACCAGUAAUUUUGACUGCUUCCCCGAGGACACAGAUGAGCCGCCUGACGAGGAGUCCGGCUGGGACUUUGACUUCUGAUCACACAUAUUCAGUAUGAAGACAGCUAAGACACAAGGAGCAGUACUGAAUUAGCACAAAAUCCAGACCCUCACACAAAACACAUUUAAAAUGACAGCGCGCUCUCAUCCUUCACUCGCCUCGGCAUCCUUCCACCCCCGUGACCUUCUCUCUUCUGCGGAAAACAAAGGGUGUGUGUUUUUCAAUAUCCUCCACACAAAAAAGCCAGGUCUAGAGGGACACGAGGGUGAAUAAACAAUGACCAAAUGUUCGCUUUUGCGUAAACUGCCUCCUUUAUUCCCAUGAAAUUCAAGAAAGGUUCUUUGCUAAAUGUGUAAAUGUUUAGCCGCUUGAUUCGAUACCCAAACUACACUGUAGUGAAAAAUAUAAGCUCGAUGACCAUCUAGUGCAGUGGUUUUCAGACUGGUUCCUGGGGACAUUUUACACACCUGAUUCAGAUCAUCAGCUCAUUAGCAAAGAGCUCCGUGAACUCAAACGAGAAACAUGCGAAAUGUGCAGAGCAGCUGGUCCCGAGGAACGGGCCUGAAAAUCACUGAUCUAGUGAGGAUUCGACACGGAAAGACUCCGCCAGCAGAAUCUCACCGUGACAUUUCUAAAUAACAUGACUGGGCACAACUUUCCCAUUUAAUCUCAGCACUAGAGCCUAGUGAUCACCUGAUAGUCAUGCCUGUUAUAAUCAGGAGGAUAUAUAUAUGUAUAUAUAUAUAUAUAUAUAUAUAUAUAUAUAUAUAUAUAUAUAUAAAAUGAUAUGAUAUGAUAUGAUUCAGAGCAUGAAUCACAAAAGAACCAUUGUAGGUACAAUGCUAAAGAUAAAAACAUUGGCUAAAAAUGCAUUGCGAUCUGUACAAACAGGUUUAGUUUUGUUCUUCGGGUGACUUUGGUUUUCCCCACAGUUCUUCUUCGUUGAGGCUAAAUUGUUUUAAAUCAGUAGUUCUUGAUUAUUGAAUAAGGGGGGAAAAAACGAAGUAACUAAACGUUUAGAAUAGCAAAAUAUCUCAAUUAUUAACAUUUGAAAUCUCUUUUGAUAUCGAGGUCAAAUUUGUGUCCAAACCGGUUGUUACUGUUAACUAAAACUAUUAAAAAAAUUUUGGUAACUGAAGUCACAGCAAAAAUAAAUAUAAAAUGAAUGACUUAAAAACUGAAACACUGCCUUGACGAAUAAAAUAAAAUACGUUUG